UUAUCAUAUACCUCAGUGGAAUCAGUCGUACCUAACAUAAUUUCGUGUUUGCUUCAGCUUCUCGUCUUGUAGAAGUGCAGAUCCCUUACUUACAACUAUAUAGGUUUCAAGUUUACACGUUCCAACUUUCGAUCGAUCGCUUCGUGUUGUUACUUUCUUUUUUCAGCGCUUUCUGGUGCCCAAAUGAAAACUUUCAGAAUUCAGCGCUAAUGAACUGUCUUAAAUAUGAAGCAAACAGCUCUGAAGUAAUGGAUCAUAUUAUGCUUCUGCAGUAACCACGUCUUCUCUAAAACGCCUGGAAACACUGAAAAUACACUGAAAAUUAGAAAGAAGAAGGAAAAUACAAGGAAAACAUUUGAGAUACAAUGCUAUCGAACAACACUUACACUAAAGGAUUGGAGACAGGCUUGUCCACGUUGUCUCCAACCGACCCAUCAGCAAACCUACAUCGGAAACGUUCUCUAUCGGAGCUGUACUCAUCUUUAGCAAUGUAUGCCUUUCUUAUGGUUGUAAGUCUAUCUGGAAAUGGCCUCGUCGUUUCUGCGUACGUUUCAAACAAAUGGCUUCGAAAAGCGGUGACGCACACCUUAGUCAUAGGGUUGGCAAUGGCAGACUUUCUUGUUGGUAUGGUUUCGCUUCCAUUUUGGAUGAAAAUAACUUUCUCAGAUUACCACGGUCGUCAGAUAGAUAGCCACAUUUACCAGGUAUACAUAACAGCCGACAUAUUCAUCGGAACUGCGUCCAUCCUUCAGCUCACUGGAAUUAGUAUCGAGAGAUCUCAUGCCAUUCUUAGACCAUUCAGGCAUCGCCAGCUCCCAAGGAAAACCUUCCAUAUCGCAGUCGCAUCGGUUUGGCUGUUCUCGGCUCUAUUAGCUUCUCUGCAACCGUUACAGUAUGGUACCGAGUGGCAAACGCCAUAUACAAUUCUGACCGCAAGUGUGUGUUUCUUUAUUCCAGUGAUGGUGAUUAUCACUGCCUACAGUUGCAUUUUAGUGGCUGCCAAGAGCAAGGGAAAUUUAAGUCAGAGAAAGGCCCACAAGACUAGUUUGGAAAAAGAGAUUCGGCUGUCUUUAACCGUAGCUCUCAUAACAAUGCUAUUUAUCAUCGCAUGGCUGCCCCUUUUCGUCUUGACCAUGAUUGCUACGUUUGACCCAGAGUCCCUUCCUUCACCGAUCAUUUUCGCCCGCCUGCUGCAAUUCGUCAAAUGGAUGCACUACUGUUCAAGUGCAGUAAACCCGUUCUUGUACUCUUACCGAAAUCCCGACAUGCGCAGAACAAUUGCAGUGCUUCUUCGCCGUCUGGUUCUUCAGGGCCCAGGUGUAGACGAAGUGUUCAGGAGACGCUCCAGCGAUAUUUCCACGACUCGUGUGAGAAAAGUUAGUAUCUGCUCGGAUAAGAGCCGAAAGGUCAGCACAGAGAGCCAGCAAAGUUGCUUAGGAGCUCGUUCCGCAUUUUCGCGGAUUAGUGUUAGAGGACGAGGUAACUCUUCUGAAGAUAAAGAAAUGGGACACAAAAGGCUGGAGUUCAACAACAACAUUUAACGGAAGACCUCGACAUGACUAAGAGGAUUUUUGUAUUCUCUUUCUAGGAGCAUAAAUUUUUAUGGAGGCCCCUUUCUGGAAUGAAUUUGGUCAGAGUCGAAAUGAUUAGUCGCAAGUAAAAGAAAUUUUGAGUUUUGUCCAUCAGAAUGUUCUAAUGAAAUUCCAGGUUAUACUUUACCCAGUGGUAGAGAAUGAAAUUAUUCGCACUGAGAAUUGCGAUUGUUUCCUCUCAGAAUAUCUACUCAAAAACACCAAUAACUCACAUAAUGUUUAUAUCAUGGAUGAUACUGUUUUAACACCUAACGCUUUUAUUUUUGUUCUCAUCAAUAAUUUCAUUAUUUUAUUUUAAAUCUGCAAAAGUGUCACUGGUGAUAGUUCUGAUUAUGCUUGUUUGUUAUGUGGACAUGCUUUCUCCAAAAAUUAUGUGUUAUCCCAACCCGAAGUUGAGGGCACAUGUGUAAAAUGUAUAAAACAAGACUAGGUCCGAUAAUACUUGGUCUUUAAAGGCGUUUUUAUUUUGAAGUAAGUCUUAGAAUAGUGUAGUAGCUAAGGAAUACCGAAGACGAAAUCAACCAAAGUAGCUAACAAAAAUGGCAGGGGAGGGGGCAGACGAACCUGACCAGUGCAGGCUUGAGUUCUCUGAGCCUACGAACAUUCUCUGUUUCAAUUUCUCUCUGCAACAGGAACUCAAUUUUUCCCGGGCAUUUAAAAUCCCUGGAAAUUAGGGGCAAUCGCUAGCUUUAUGCAUGCGCGUACAAGAACAGUUAUUUCAUUAUUUCACCAGCAUGAACUGAUAUUGAAGCUCUCUUCUCUACUUGCGAUAGUGAUGCAUGAAUAUCCUAUGUAGCUGAUGACUGUUUAUCGAAUUUCUGCAUCCUUGUCAUAGGUGCCUUAAUAAGUGGAAGAGUAACUGAAUAAAAGGCUGAAUUGAAAUUUUGA
Molecule: messenger RNA, 2480 nt
Organism: Pocillopora damicornis (cauliflower coral)
Lineage: Eukaryota; Metazoa; Cnidaria; Anthozoa; Scleractinia; Pocilloporidae
Product: D(1) dopamine receptor-like
Biological process (GO): G protein-coupled receptor signaling pathway
Cellular component (GO): plasma membrane
Molecular function (GO): G protein-coupled receptor activity
Source: RefSeq, a predicted model, not a curated record